UUCCAUUUCCAUGUUCAAUUUCGCUUUCACCUUUUGGAAAUUGAUCGUUUGAACGUUGAUCCAAUCUAGAAGGAAAAGUCAGAAUCGGAAAGGUUCGAGAAUCGAUUUCAAAACCCUAGGCGUCUCUGAUCCAGUGCAUUCGGGAAUUCAUAGCGUUCUUCAACUAGUGUCAAGAGAUCAGAGCGACGAUGUUGAGCAUUGCAAGGCGAAGAGUCUCGCCUGGAGGCUCGUCUUCUUCGAUAUUAGGGCAAUCAUUCCGUGCCAUUCGGCCUGGGGUAUCUGCACCUAGAGUUUACUCAACUUCUGGAGGAGAGAUAUUGCAUCACCCAAAAGGAUUUGGGCAUGUUCAAAACUUGUGUAAGCUUAUUUUACCAGGCUGCUCAGCGAGUUUGGGGCCAAUGAGGGGAGCUACCAUCAGUCUUACACAAAGGUCUACAAUGCAACUACAGCAGAGGCUUUUUUCUUCGGACAGUGGUGAUUUGGUUGAUGCUGUUGUCCCUUUUAUGGGUGAAUCGAUAAGUGAUGGAACUAUUGCCAAAUUCUUGAAGAAUCCUGGUGACAGAGUAGAAGUUGAUGAGCCAAUUGCUCAAGUAGAGACAGAUAAGGUGACAAUUGAUGUUGCAAGUCCUGAAGCAGGUGUUAUUCAAAAGUUUGUAGCCAAGGAAGGGGAUACUGUGGAACCAGGCACUAAGGUUGCCAUCAUUUCUAAGUCUGGUGAAGGUGUGGCCCAGGCUGCUCCAUCUGAGAAGACAUCUGAUAAAGCUACAUCUCAGCCGCCUCCUGCUGGAAAGAGUGAAGAGGAUACACAAGGGGCUAAAGUUGAAAGUGCUCCUGUUAUAGAGAAGAAGCCUAAGGCUACUUCUACUCCUCCUCCACUCCCUAAACACUCUGCUUCAGAACCCAUACUUCCUCCCAAGGAAAGGGAAAGGCGGGUACCGAUGACAAGGCUAAGAAAACGAGUUGCAACCCGGUUGAAAGAUUCUCAAAACACAUUUGCAAUGUUGACUACAUUUAAUGAAGUUGAUAUGACUAAUUUGAUGAAACUCCGUUCUGACUAUAAGGAUGCUUUUGUUGAAAAGCAUGGAGUUAAGCUGGGAUUUAUGUCUGGAUUUAUAAAGGCUGCUGUUAGCGGGCUGCAGAAUCAACCUAUUAUCAAUGCUGUAAUUGAUGGAGAUGAUAUCAUAUACAGAGACUAUAUAGACAUUAGCAUAGCUGUUGGUACUUCAAAGGGUCUCGUUGUUCCGGUUAUCCGCAAUGCUGGUAACAUGAAUUUUGCUGAGAUAGAGAAGACUAUCAACACUCUUGCUAAGAGGGCCAAUGAUGGAACUAUAUCAAUCGACGAGAUGGCAGGAGGCUCAUUCACAAUAUCCAAUGGUGGUGUUUAUGGUAGCCUAUUAAGCACCCCCAUCAUCAACCCUCCUCAGUCUGCAAUUCUGGGGAUGCACUCAAUAGUGAACCGCCCAAUGGUUGUUGGAGGCAACAUAGUACCACGACCAAUGAUGUACAUUGCCCUGACAUAUGACCAUAGGCUAAUUGAUGGAAGAGAGGCAGUCUUUUUCCUGCGUCGCAUCAAGGAUGUCGUGGAGGAUCCUCGGAGGUUGCUCCUCGACAUAUGAGGAAGUUGCAGCAGUAUGUUUUGCUGGUGUACUUUGGGGGUGGGGGGGUGGGGGGGUGGGGGGCGCCCAAUAUACUUGUUGGAAUGAGUUAAAACACAGAAUAAAUGUCUUCUGAAAAGGCUUGAAAUUUUGAAUGUUUCAAUUGUUGAUUUUCCUCCUCUUCUUACCUUAUCCAACUGCGGCUGGCCGGGCUCACAUUUGAUUUGGAGUAAACCAUGUAAGAAACGGUUUCCUUUUUUUUUUUUUUUUUUAAAUUAUAUAUUACGCAUAAGAAUGUGUUUGUAAUGUCCACUUAAUUUUACGGUU
This is a messenger RNA of Diospyros lotus (date-plum), 1922 nucleotides long. RefSeq names its product dihydrolipoyllysine-residue succinyltransferase component of 2-oxoglutarate dehydrogenase complex 2, mitochondrial-like. Bases 189 to 1616 code for a protein of 475 amino acids. Gene Ontology annotation, biological process: tricarboxylic acid cycle. NCBI's taxonomy places the organism in Eukaryota, Viridiplantae, Streptophyta, Magnoliopsida, Ericales, Ebenaceae. Gene Ontology annotation, molecular function: dihydrolipoyllysine-residue succinyltransferase activity. The record is from RefSeq and is a predicted model, not a curated record. Gene Ontology annotation, cellular component: oxoglutarate dehydrogenase complex. The transcript has 15 exons.